Impatiens glandulifera is the source of this 1123-nucleotide messenger RNA. Its product is annotated as annexin D3. Gene Ontology annotation, molecular function: calcium-dependent phospholipid binding; calcium ion binding. NCBI's taxonomy places the organism in Eukaryota, Viridiplantae, Streptophyta, Magnoliopsida, Ericales, Balsaminaceae. The transcript has 6 exons. Bases 67 to 1023 code for a protein of 318 amino acids. Gene Ontology annotation, cellular component: cytoplasm. The record is from RefSeq and is a predicted model, not a curated record.
UUUCUUUUUCCUUUUAUUUUUCAUCUUCAUCACUCGUAACUUCGUAAGCAUCAAGAGAGAGAAACAAUGGCUACAAUCCGAGUCCCUGACCUAGUUCCUUCCCCAACCGAAGACUGUGAAACUCUCAACAAAGCAUUCAAAGGAUGGGGUACCGACGAAAAGGCAAUAAUUUCAUUAUUGGGUCGAAGAAAUACAGAUCAGAGGAGAAAAAUUAGAGAAACUUAUCAACAGAUUUACAAAAAAUCUCUCAUUGAUGAACUUAUUUCCGAGCUUUCUGGUGAUUUUGGGAAAGCAAUGAUCUUAUGGACUUAUGAUCCUCCUGAAAGAGAUGCUAGAUUGGCAAAUAAAGCUUUGAAAUCAAAGAAGAAAGAUAUAAAACAUUUUCAGGUAAUAGUUGAAAUAGCUUGUGCCAAUUCUCCUCACCAUUUAAUGGCUGUGAGACAGAUUUAUUGUUCUCUCUUCGAAUGUUCACUUGAAGAAGAUAUCGCUGCAACUGUCUCUUUACCUCUUAGAAAGAUUCUUGUGGGUUUAGUAACGUCGUAUCGUUACGACGGGCAAGCGGUGAAUACAAACAUAGCGAAUGUUGAAGCAGGACAAUUAUAUGAUUUUGUUAAGAGAAAGCAAUUGGAUAAUGAUGAUCUUGUUUGGAUAUUGAGCACAAGGAAUCAUUUUCAGCUUAGUGAAACGUUCAAGUGUUACAAACUGAAAUAUGGGAAUUCGAUAGAGAAGGAUAUUGUUAAAUGUGGAAAGAGCACUUUGGAAUCCUUAGUGAAGACGGUUGUCCAGUGUUUAGAUGCCCCCGAGAAACAUUUUUCCGAGGUCAUUAGAGCUUCGAUAGUUGGUUUUGGUACCGACGAGGAUUCCUUAACCAGAGCAAUAGUGAUGAGAGCGGAGAUCGACAUGAUGAAGGUUCGGGGAAUGUAUUUCAUCAAGAACAAAACAAGCCUUGAUAAUGCGGUUAUUGGAGACACUUCCGGAUACUACAUGGACUUCUUGAUGACACUACUCGGAGCUAAUAUAUGAUGGUUUUGUACUUUUUUGAAUAUUGAUUUUUAUUGCAAAUGUAGUUUGUGGAAUAUAUAUGACAAAAGUUUGAAAUAAUAUCUGAAUUUUCUUUGUUUGU